Molecule: messenger RNA, 3075 nt
Organism: Moesziomyces antarcticus
Lineage: Eukaryota; Fungi; Basidiomycota; Ustilaginomycetes; Ustilaginales; Ustilaginaceae
Product: endoplasmic reticulum metallopeptidase 1
Exons: 1
Coding region: 1-3075 (1024 amino acids)
Biological process (GO): proteolysis
Molecular function (GO): metalloexopeptidase activity
Source: RefSeq, a predicted model, not a curated record
AUGCCGUCCAAACGAAAGGCGUCCACGCCCAAGAAGGCGGCGCCCGCCCCUUCGGCCCCCGCUGCAAACGGCACGCGCGCUGCAAUGCCCGCCGUGAGCACCGUCAAUGGUCAGCCUCUCCCGGCUGGGUCGCGCGCCGCAGCCACCGCCGCAGACCUUCGUAGGUAUGCCGAUGCCAGGCGUGCUCGUCAGAUCGACCCGCUCAACUACGAGCGCACGCCCAAGUCCGGGCUGCUUGUGCUCGUCGUCCUCGGUCUGUUUUCGCUCCUCGGCUCCAUCACGCUCUACCUGCACUACAAGCUUCCCACCCCGCGUGGCCCCACGACCAUUCUCGCUGCCGGUGUCACGCCUGCCGAUGCGGCCGCCUACCACCCAGCUGUGCCUGGUGUCGUCCCUGCCAACGCUGCUGCUGGGUCGGCCAACGGCAAGUUCUACGAACUCUUCUCGGAAGCCAAUGCGGUGGGCGUCAUGCACCACCUUUCCGUCGAUGUAGGCUACCGCAUCGUCGGCACCAAGGAGCACGUCGAGGCCGAGAACUGGCUCGAGGACGUGCUCCGCCGCUACGAGGGAUCGCACGACACCGGCACGCCAGACGCGCCCGGCCGCACCCACGUCGAGGUCUUCAAGCAGAUCGGCGACGGCGCCCACCGCUUCGAUUUCAUGUCGAGCACCGUGUGGAAGCGAUACUACUCCAUGUCCAACCUCGUGGUUCGCAUCUCGGACGGAACCGAGGAGAGCAAGGCCAACAGCCUCCUCCUCAACGCUCACCUCGACAGCACGCUCCCCAGCCCCGGCGGUGCCGAUGACGGUGUCGGCGUCGCCAUCCUCCUCGAGGCACUCCGUGUGCUCACCCUGCCCAACACGGGUCGCAGGCUGUACAACUCGGUGGUGCUGCUCUUCAAUGACGGCGAGGAGUCGCUCCAGGACGCCAGCCACCUCUACAUCACCCAGCACAACCAGACCAACACCGGCGUCAAGGCCGUCGUCAACCUCGAGGCUUGCGGCACAAGCGGACCCGAGCUGCUCUUCCAGGCCACCAGCCAGGAGAUGAUCGAGGCCUACUCGCACGUGCCCCACCCCUUCGGCACGGUGUUGGCCAACGACGUCUUCUCCACCGGUCUCAUCCUCUCCGACACCGACUUCCGCCAGUUUGUCGAGUACGGCGACAAGCUCACCGGCCUCGACAUGGCACUCGUCGGCAACUCGUACUUCUACCACACGCGCAAGGACAUCCCCAAGUACCUCGAGCCCGGUGCGACGCAGCACUUUGGUGAGAACACGCUGGCGAUCAUCGAGCAUCUGUGCCUCAAGAACGGCAGCGUCGAGCUGCUGCGCAACAUCGAGCCGUACCAGUCGCGCCACACGCUGCCCAUCUACUUUUCCAUCGCGGGUCGCUACUUUGUCAUGCUGCAGAACAAGGCGUUCAAGAGCAUCGUCAUGGGACUCUCGGCGUUCAUCAACUUCCAGCUCUCGUCGACGGUGCGCACGGAGGCCAACAUCGGCGCGCUCAACCUCACCAUCCUCAGCGCCGUGGCGGCGAUCGUGUCGGUGAUCGGCGCGGCGCUCGGCGCCAACUUGGUGGCGGUCAUCAUGACGCGCGUGCUCGGCAAGGGCAUGUCGUGGUACUCGCACGAAUUCUUCCCCAUGCUCCUGUACGGGCCUCCCGCCAUCGCCGGCGUGCUCGUGGUGCAGCUACUCACCGCCAAGCUCAUCAAGCCGCACAAGCGACCGUACCUUGAGCGUGCGAGUCUGUCGGGUCUCGGCAUCUUUUUCAACAUCGGUUUGCUCGGUCUCAACGCGUUCGGCAUCGGCAGCGCGUACCUGAUGAUGCUCGCCUCGAUCACGUUUACGGUGGUGGUGACGAUCAACGACUUUGUGCUCAUCGGGGUGGGACAGAUCGAGGAGAAGCUCGUGGCGCCGGACAACCGCGUGUCGGCGUACGUGUAUCCGCUCAUGGCGCUCAUCCCGGGCAUCGUGGGCGUGGAGGGCAUGGCGAGCUUCCUGGACCUGUUUGUGCCGCUCACGGGCCGCAUGGGCGAGAUCUCGCCUGCGGACCACAUCAUCGCCUCGAUCGUCGCUGGACUCUCGUUCCUCAGCUUCCCCUUUGCCAUCCCGCUCGCCCACCGAUACACGGCCGAGAACCUCAAAAAGACCAUCGUGGCGCUGCUCGCGCUCACGGCGGCGGUGAUGGCCGUGUUUGCCAGCCCGGGCUGGAAGCCGUUCGACUCGGCGCACCCCAAGCGGCUGUUUGUGCACCAGGUCGAGAACAUCACGUCGGGCGAGUGGUUCAUGAAUGUGGGUGCGGCCGACCCGGCGCCUGGAUUCGGCGAGCUCGCUAACGAGCUGCAGUCGUACCUGGGCGUCGCGAGCGAGAGCCGCGCGGAGCUGCAGGUGAUGAACGACUACAACUCGGACUUUGACAUUCUGUACCCCGUGUCGGCGUUCCUCACGCCGUACAAGUUCCAACUGCCCUCGCCCGCAGCGGGUUUCGCCACCAAGUACGCCGCUCCGGCACCCGAGGCGAACCACUUUACCGUACGCGCCGCCAACGAGGUGAUCGACCUCGAGGCGGGCACGCGCAGCCUCACGCUCGAGAUGAGCCACCCGGGCGUCAUCUGGAGCGUCGUGGCGUUUGAUGCCGACAUCUUGAGCUGGAACCUGCCCAGCGAGCCUCCCAAGGGCCACCAGCGCCACCACCUCAAGAGCGUCGCGCGCCACGGCAUCUACGAGUGGUCGGUCGACCUCGUGCUCCGCCUCGAGGGCGAUGCGCUCGAGGCGGCCAAGAAGCGCUCUGGCGCAGCAGCGCGCUUCAAGAAGGCCGUCACGGGCGGCGAUACCGAAGGCAAGCUCAUCCGCACCGUCGCCGACGCGCCCGUCGACAAGGACGCGUCGAGGCUCUGGAUCGACGCCUCCGGUCUGGUGGCCGACGAGAUGUACCCGCAGCACAAGCACGUUGCUGCCGCCGACCGCCCGGCCAUGAACACGUUUGUCAAGAUGGACGACUACAUGCUCCAGAAGCACCCGGAGAUUGACGUCAUGAUGCUCACCGUCGUCGCGGGUGUCUUUGAAGCCUAG